This is a messenger RNA of Epithele typhae, 1047 nucleotides long. Its product is annotated as NAD-P-binding protein. Bases 1 to 1047 code for a protein of 348 amino acids. The record is from RefSeq and is a predicted model, not a curated record. The transcript has 4 exons. Gene Ontology annotation, molecular function: oxidoreductase activity, acting on the CH-OH group of donors, NAD or NADP as acceptor. Lineage: Eukaryota; Fungi; Basidiomycota; Agaricomycetes; Polyporales; Epitheliaceae.
AUGCCAGCAGUCACUUCGGGCAAGGUCCUCAUCACUGGCGCGAACGGCUAUAUAUCUACCUGGACUGUCAAAGCUUUCCUCGACGCCGGGUUCUCCGUCCGAGGCACAGUCCGUGAGGAGCGAAAGGCCGAGCACCUCAGGAAGGUCUUCAGCACAUACGGUGAUCGAUUCGAGAUCGCCCUCAUCCCCGACAUGACCCUCGACGACGCGUUCGACGCGGCCGCAGCGGGCACCAGCGCGAUCAUCCACACCGCCUCCCCCGUGAACCUCCUCGCCGUCGAGCCCGCGGAGGCGAUCGUCCCCGCCGAGCGCGGCACCGUCUCCGCCCUCCGCGCCGCCGCGCGCACGCCCUCCGUCCGCCGCGUCGUCCUCCUCUCCUCCUUCGCGACCGUGAUCGACCCGCGCGCGCCCGUGUCCGGCCCGGACGCGCGCGCGCGGGUGUACGACGGCGCGUGCUGGAACGAGGGCGACCCGGCCGAGGUCGCGCGGCUCGGGCGCGCGAGCACGGGCGUGAACAAGUACCGCGCGAGCAAGGUCGCCGCGGAGCGCGCGGCGUGGGCGGCGUACGGGGAGGCGAAGGCGGCGGGCGGGGGGAGCUGCGCGUGGGACCUCGCGGUCGUGAACCCGCCGUGGGUGUUUGGGCCGGUGAUGCACGAGGUGCGUGGGGGCCCGGAGACGAUGAACGAGUCGAACAAGUACUGGCACAGGACGGUGUUCGAGGGGAAGCCGGUCGGGGUGCCGCACUCGUGGAUCGACGCGCGCGACCUCGCGACGGCGCUGCUGCUGACCACCACCAUUCCUGCGGCGGGCGGCCAGCGGUUCCUCGUCGCAGAGGGUCCGUUCAGAUGGGAGGACUUCAGGCUGCUCGUGGCAAAGGAGUCGAGCAAGGCGCCUCCUCUCGAAGAUCCCUACGAUCCGAGUGCCGAGUACCUCAUUCGGGCGGACACUCGCCCUGCGCAAGAAAUUCUGGGGAUGGUCAAGUAUAGAAGCAAAGAGGAGAUGGUGAAGGACAUGUUGGCCGACUAUGCAUUGCGCGGCUGGCUGUGA